Molecule: messenger RNA, 411 nt
Organism: Pyricularia grisea
Lineage: Eukaryota; Fungi; Ascomycota; Sordariomycetes; Magnaporthales; Pyriculariaceae
Exons: 4
Coding region: 1-411 (136 amino acids)
Source: RefSeq, a predicted model, not a curated record
AUGUUCGACGCCAGGAACCUGGCCACCCUGGCCCUGUUCUUGAGCCUGAUGGGAAAUGUCGUGAAAGCUUGGCCCAUAUACUACUCUCGGGUAUCCUCAAGCUUGAGCGGCGCAAGUGAACAAUAUCGCAUCGACCCCGACUGGGCAGCUCAACAUGUGUUAGCAGGAACCACAACAUAUGGUCUCAAUUUUCCAGGGGAAUACGACUACGCCGUCUUUUACUGUCAGAACCUCUGCGACGGGACAAACGGCUGCAUGUCCAUGUUCACAAACUUCGACAGCAGCAAGCCUGCGGCUCCAAAGUCCUGGGCCGUCUGCACUAUGUUCGAUGCGUCAAUUAAGCCGCAGCUCUAUGUCGACCAAAGCGACAGAAAUUUCCCUGCUGUCGGAGGAUACAACAAGUUCGGCUAG